AUGAUACUGCCAUACCAUAACGAUAUGUCGGUCAAUCUAGACAAAAUUAAUUUAAAAAACGCAAAGGGGAAAAAUAAACUGAGCGAAAAAAAGAUACAAGAAAUAAAAAAACAGAUAAAGAAAAAGAAAAUUUUCCAACUCACCAUUCUCCUGGUAGUCAUAUCGAUUGUUGUCAUUUUGGCUACCUGUGUAUUCUCGUAUAUCCUUGAAACGUCACAGAAAAAUCUCCAAAUAAACUCAGAAAUUUUAUUAAACAAAAAUAAUGCUGCGAAGAAUGCCGAAAUUGUGGAACUGAAAUCCUACAUUAACUUCUCUACACACAUAAUGUCAUACACUUUAUUUAACAAUUCGAACAAAAUGAAAUCAAGUCCUGCUGCUACGCAUAGUAAGAAGACGGCAGAUAAGUUGGGAAGUCUUACUUCACACCUGUUUUAUGAUAACCCUUCAUCUACCUCCGAUGGAAUUUAUACUUAUGGAAAUGCUGGAGGAGAUGGAAAAGCUGACCAUUUUGACAGCCCUGUUCAUCUAACUCAACACCAUUAUGAUAUUAAUGAUAUUCACGAGGUAAUCAAUGGCACCGAUGGGGAGAUCGCUAAGCAUGGGGGGGGAGAAAUUAAUCUCUCCAAUCGCACAGAUGGGGAAGGAGAACACCGCCAUCCCCAAAUGAAAGACUUGAGUGAAUCGUUUCGAUCGAGUGGUGUAGAAAAUGCGGACAACGCUGUAGGAGGGGAGAUCGCUAAGCAUGAAGGGGAGGCUAAAGCGGGGUUACCGAAGGAGCAGGCAAGUGGUGGUCAUCCCUUUGGGGAGGUACACCUGGAUGGUGAAAAUACCAACGAACCGAGUGGAGACCCACUCGCAAGCGAAAAAGAACUGGUGCAAGAAAAUGUGAAAAAUUUUAUAAAAAAUCACAACAUGCCGAAUAACGUGGAGCAGGCAAAAAUAAGUAACGUAAUCGUCAAUGAAGAGAAACCCAUAAACUCACAAAAUCUCAUGGCAGAAAAUAACGGCGCCGCGAGUGACACGCAGGAAGUGGAGAUAAACAACGCGCCCAAUGAAAAUGACAUACAUAAUCACGAGGAAAAGCUGAAACAUAAGAAGUAUACUUCCAAAGCGGAGGGCAGUGAAGGGGACAACAACAACACAGAGAGAAAAUUUAUCAGUAGCAAACUCAACAAAAAGAAACAAAACACGAUUUGA
This is a messenger RNA of Plasmodium cynomolgi strain B, 1197 nucleotides long. RefSeq lists its product as hypothetical. The record is from RefSeq and is a predicted model, not a curated record. The coding region runs from base 1 to 1197 and encodes 398 amino acids. Lineage: Eukaryota; Apicomplexa; Aconoidasida; Haemosporida; Plasmodiidae. The transcript is spliced from 3 exons.